This is a messenger RNA of Eufriesea mexicana, 1024 nucleotides long. RefSeq names its product THO complex subunit 6 (gene thoc6). The transcript has 5 exons. Lineage: Eukaryota; Metazoa; Arthropoda; Insecta; Hymenoptera; Apidae. Gene Ontology annotation, cellular component: THO complex; transcription export complex. The record is from RefSeq and is a predicted model, not a curated record. Gene Ontology annotation, biological process: mRNA export from nucleus. Gene Ontology annotation, molecular function: protein binding. The coding region runs from base 8 to 1024 and encodes 338 amino acids.
GAGUACAAUGAAAGUUGAACAACAAAUGAUGUCGGAUACGGUUAAUCAGAAGUUAUUUUAUAAUACCGUAUUGUCACAAACGUUCUCUUUUGACGGAAAUAAUUUAUUAGCUGGAAAUAUUUAUGGAGAUGUUGCAGUUUUUGAGUUGUCAAAAACUUUGGGACCACACAAAGUGGAAGAAAAUGAAUUACAAGGUCCCAAUUAUCGUUUCACCGCUCAUUCCAAUCAACAGGUAGAAAGUAUGGUAUCAACAGACAAUUUUUUAAUAACGGGUACAUCAGGAGAAAUAUGUGGAUGGGAUUGGAAAACAGUUACUUCAAGUAAAGCUCCAAAAAGUAAAGUUUCAUGGACCAUACACCUUCCAGUUAAUAAGGACAGCUAUGAAAAACCAGAUGUAAAUUAUUUAGUAUAUUCCAAAUCGAACAACCUUCUAUAUGCUGGUUGUGGUGAUAACAAUAUUUAUGUAAUUACUCUAGAAGAUGGUAGAAUAUUAAGAAGUUUAGAAGGACACACAGACUAUAUUCAUUGCUUAUCUUUAAUGGGUCAUCAAUUAGCUUCAUGCAGCGAAGAUGGAACAGUGAGGUUAUGGGAUUUACGAAAAAGAGAAAACACUAAUAUAUUAACCCCUCAUUUAGUAGACAAAGUUGCCAGACCAGGAUUAGGUAAAUGGAUUGGUGCCAUAGAUUUUACAGAGGAUUGGCUGUUAUGUGGAGGUGGUCCAAGUUUAUCUUUAUGGCAUAUGCGUACUAUGGAAGCAGCCACUGUAUUCGAGCUUCCGGAUGAAGGUAUCCAUGUAGCAAAUAUCUAUGAAGAGCGAGUAAUAGCUGCUGGUACAGCACCUCACGUUUAUCACCUAACUUACCAAGGAGAAAUGUUAGCAAAAGUGCCAACUUCUAGCAAUACUGUGUACAGUAUUAUUUAUCAAGAAACACCACAAAAAGUAUUUAGCAUAGCUGGUUCAUCGAAUAACCUUGAUAUUUGUACAAAUUUUAAUUAUCGCGAAUUAAUGUUAAAGUUUGCGUGA